ACUUUCGAAUUAGAGAGUCGGCGCGGAAACGGUGCUUAGGGCGGUCGGAGCUAGCACUUGGCCUCGGUCGAGCUAGGCCUGGCUUCCCCUUACCUGCUGCAGGAAGAGGGUGGUUUUACUGAGGAAGGCUGUUCCCAGGCAGUAGAUGGAGCGCCAGGCCAGCAGUCCGGAAGAUUCACCUUCAGCUGUGCCCCUGUCUACUUCGGACAUUACUUUAUCACCGGUUAUUCCUAUCAUACCAACCACUUCCUUACCAUGGGAAUUGACACAAAUUACAAGUGGCUUUGCACCCUUAAACCAGAAAUAUGGACAGAAUGGUGAAGAAUUGGAGCGUGCUGACUACAAUGAGAGUGAAGCUCUUCGUCAAGCACUAGCGCAUAUGAGGAAUGUGCCGAGAAAAGGAGCAGCUGUGGAGAGACACUUGCAAACUGUGGAAAACAUUGCUUGGAACUCUGGAUUGGCACCCGAAGACAUUGACACGCUGUUAGAUGUGGCACUGACCGGCCCGUUUGCUGAAGUGGUGAAAACUCGGUUGUUGAAGUGCCUCAUUCCAGCGACUCUGAUACCCGAAAGUGCUGUGGUUAGAGCCUUCUCCAGGCUCUGUGCUAGCAAUUGUUCUACUAACAUAAAGAUACUCUUUUUUCGAUGGCUGAUUGCGAUGUUUGACUUCAUUGAUCAUAAGGAGAAAAUGAAUUCUCUCUAUGGCUUCUUCUUUUCCUUUCUGCAAGAGGAAACUAUGAGUUUUUACGUCUGUAACUUAUUGUAUCUGCUGACCAGGAGGGAGAACGUCAAACCCUUUCGUGUGAGAAAAUUGAUUGAACUCCAGGCCAGAGUGGGGUCGCAGCCUUAUCUCCAGGCCCUGCUGCUGUUGUAUAAGUCCUUUCGCCCUGACUUGAUUGCCAUCUCUUUGCCUCUGAGAAGGAAGUUCUGCUUUAAGACUGCAGAUAGCAUCUGGCAGGCAGCCGUCUUUUAUGUGAAGCAAAGAAAUCAGCAUUCCCCAUUACCAUCUAUGACAUUAGCUGUUGACCCAUGUGAUAGCCAGCCUCGCAAAAAGAAAUGGAAUUCCAGCUACAUUAUCCCAGUGCCGACCAGCAGUCACAUCUGCGAGGGAGAACAGGAUAAGGAACGUGGCUCAGCCAGCCUGGAUGUGAUGCUUAGUGGUCAGACAUUCUUUCCCUUAGAACAGCUCCACACAUUCUCUCAGCUCUUGGAGAACAUCCAGGACAUUCAGCUUCCAUCCCAGAUGUGCUCGGUGCUCAAGAGCCCUCCAUUACUACACUAUCUGAAUUGUAUCCAAGAUGAGACCGUCUGGCUGCGGCUUUAUUACUGGAUGAAUGGAGCAUUAAAAGAAGGAUGUACUUGGUACAAGGUCAGUAAUCGCACAUCUGAAGAAGAGUUCAGGAAGUUUCUGGACAUUAUCAUCAAUGCACAGUGUUUCUUACAGGAGGGCUUUCCUUCCAGCGAGGUGUUCCUGUAUAAGAGCCUGCCUAUAUGGGAUGGCACCUCUUGUCAAACAGAGUACCUGCAGCUUCUCAGCUGGAUUCCCUUGGGGAGUUUCUCUGAAAUCAAGCCGUUUCUCUGGGACUCCCUGACACAGCUCUUCUUUACGUCCUCCAUUUUUCACAAGUGCAGCAUUCUUUAUAACCUGACACGGUUGCUGCAGAACUGGCUGUUGUGGCAUGCUACAGAGAUCAGAAUGAGCACAUCUCCGGACACUGUCAUGAUUGCCCUAAAUUCUGUGAGUGAACUGAUCUACUAUGUGGGAUGGCUGUCCACGAUUGCUCUGCGCUUGGAGAAAAACAGUAGUUUCUUGCUCCACUUUAUUUUGGAUUUCUUUGAGAUAGUGUCUGACGCGUAUCUCAAUUAUAACCUUCCGUUAUUGGUGAUAUUUCCACGUGGGGUCUUCUAUCCAGCGCUGCUCACCUCAAACACCAUCACCCUCAACCAUCUCUGUUAUAUUAUGUACAGGUAUCGUGUCAACCUGACUGCUGCCAAGGAAAAUGAAUUGAUACGCCAGGAAAGGCUGAAGUUCAACAAAACCUACCAAGAUUUUAAUGAAUAUGUGACCGCCUUGGUGGACUGCCUGUGGACAUCCACAUCCUUUGAGAAAGACCGCUAUCUCUACAUAGCUCCUCAGAUCCUAGAAAAGACUAAAAUACGGGAAUAUUGGAAGAGUUUCAAUCUAAUUAAUCAUCCUGCCUUACUGGCCUACUCCGUCUACUUCCUGCUUCAGGGCUGGCCAAAAGAAAAGGAACUUUCUUUGGUUUCCAUUCAGAAAAAGAAAUGGAACUGGUACUUGGACUAUCUCCUUUUGGAGGAGCUGCAUGGCCUUCACCUUUUCAUGCAGAGCAGCCUCAACGUUGCUGACAACAGCUCAUCAGCCCACACGCACCCUGCUAGACCGAAGACGUGCAUCACGGAGCCAGUUUGAGCUUAGGACAAAUGAAACUCGCCACAGAGAAACCGUACGACAGUAAGACAGUAAAGCGAGGUGCUGAAAUGAUGGUGCAAAGAGAGGCGACUACAUCUGCCCAGAAAGUGGUAGAGGAAAAAGAAUGAAGAUGGAGAUGCUGCCGAGUAAAACUACUGUGGUGUUGAUGUAGAGACAGAGUAGGGGUCGCACUGCAGACGGAGCACUUCCUCUUUGAGGUAAUAGCCAGAUGCCUUCGUUAUUGAGUAUAAAAUUGGAUCAUUGAUCACACGUAGUGUUGGUGUUCUAAAGAUUACUGCCUAAUUUUAUUUCCACACUUUUUUAAAGUGAAAAGACAUUCUUAUGUUCUCACUUUGUGGACUUUGUUUUGGGCACAGACAAAAAAGUUUAUCAUGUUUGAGGCAUUUGGAGAAUUUGUAAAAUUGUAUAAACUCUGGUUCUUGGCUAGAAA
Messenger RNA from Trichosurus vulpecula (common brushtail), 2882 nucleotides. RefSeq names its product centromere protein I (gene CENPI). Lineage: Eukaryota; Metazoa; Chordata; Mammalia; Diprotodontia; Phalangeridae. The record is from RefSeq and is a predicted model, not a curated record. The coding region runs from base 146 to 2431 and encodes 761 amino acids. The transcript has 22 exons. Gene Ontology annotation, cellular component: kinetochore.